CAAACAAGGAACUCUAGUUUCUCUUUCUCUCUUUUCACUGUGGAGAAGCUAUGGAAUUGAUCAAUAAGUUCUUAAACGUUACAGUUCCUUUUGUAGCGCUUGUUACGCUGCCCUUCUUCAUGCCACCAUAUUUCUUAUUCAAGUUUCUCCUAUUCACCAUAAGAACCAUAUUCAGUGAAGAUGUGGCUGGAAAAGUUGUACUUAUUACUGGAGCAUCUUCAGUCAUCGGCGAGCAUCUUGCUUAUGAGUAUGCUAGGAGAGGAGCUUGUUUAGCCUUAGUCGCCAGAAGAGAGCUUCGGCUCCGAGAAGUUGCCAGACGAGCAGAGCUGAUUGGUUCACCUAAUGUUACUGUCAUUCCCGGAGAUGUUACCAAGGUGGAAGACUGUAAGCAUUUUGCUGAGGCAACAGUGAGGCACUUUGGUCGAUUGGACCAUCUUGUGGCAAAUGCUGGUGUCGCUCCAGUCUGCAUGUUUGAAGACUACCCCGACAUUACGAGAGCCGCACCAGCCAUGGACAUCAACUUCUGGGGCUCAGCUUAUAGCGCUUGCUUCGCAAUUCCAUAUCUAAAGCAGAGCAAAGGAAAGAUCAUUGCCAUUGCAUCUGCUGCUGGAUGGUUACCUGUGCCAAGAAUGACCAUCUAUUGUGCAAGCAAAGCAGCUGUAAUUGCUUUAUACGAGACAUUAAGAGUUGAAUAUGGGGAGGACAUUAGAAUAACAAUCGUGAGUCCUGGUGUGAUCGAGUCAGAAAUGACUGAAGGGAAGUUCCUAAACAAAGCAGGCAAAUUGGAAGUAGACAAAGAAAUGAGAGAUGUUCGAGUAAGCUUGAUGCCAGUCCGAUCAACCGAAGAGUGUGCACAAGCUGUUGUUAACAGUGCAUGCCGCGGAGACAAAUACUUAGCAGAGCCAUCUUGGGUCAGGGUGUCAUUUUUCUUGAAAGCGUUUUGGCCAGAGAUAAUAGAGUGUUUCAACCACAUGCUACUGGUCACUGGACCUGGGGCUUCACAGAGAGACGCAGUAAGCAAGAGGUUGCUGGAUAUCGUUAGAGGGAUAAAGGAAUUUCUAACCCCAAACACAGUCCCAUUUCAUGAGCUCACGGCCCGUCUAGAUCAUGAAAGGUAUAGGCGGUCUCCAUACUAAAUGUCGAAAUGGGAAAACAUAACUUGAUUUCUCUUAUAUCAAGUGGCUAUAGCGUCUUUAGCAGUUUAUAAAAAUUGCAUUUAUCUAAUA
Molecule: messenger RNA, 1226 nt
Organism: Mangifera indica (mango)
Lineage: Eukaryota; Viridiplantae; Streptophyta; Magnoliopsida; Sapindales; Anacardiaceae
Product: 11-beta-hydroxysteroid dehydrogenase 1A-like
Exons: 6
Coding region: 51-1136 (361 amino acids)
Molecular function (GO): oxidoreductase activity
Source: RefSeq, a predicted model, not a curated record